AUGAACUCCGUUCGAGGCAAAUCCGCUAUAGUGACCGGGGCGGGUUCUGGGAUUAACCUAAGUUUUGCAACAUUGCUCGUGGAAAACGGAUGCAACGUCUUGAUCGCCGAUUUGGCUUUGCGGCCAGAGGCACAAGUACUGGCUGAUAAACACAAAAGUGGACCCGGGCGGAUUGUAUUUCAAGAGACUAAUGUGAUUGACUGGGCCCAGCUGGAGCGGAUGUUUGAAGUCGCCGAAAAGGAAUUUGGAGUGAUUGAUAUUGUUUGCCCUGGUGCUGGAAUUUACGAGCCGUACUGGACCAACUUCUGGCACCCUCCUCAUUCGUCGCAAAGCAAAGAUUUGCCGGGAAGUGGCCGAUACGCUCUGAUUGACAUCAACGUCACUCACCCGAUCCGCACUACCCAGCUGGCGAUUGCCUACUUCCUCAAGCAUCGUGACAGCGGUCGCCCAAAGCAUAUUGUCCACAUUUCCAGCAUCGCGGGUCAGAAUGCCAAUCUCACAGCGCCAGUCUAUUGCGCUACCAAGCAUGCCAUCAAUGGUCUGGUGCGAUCGCUCGCCUCUCUUGACCAGAGACUUGGGAUCCGGGUGACAGCAGUCGCUCCAGGUGUCAUCAAAACACCGCUCUGGACAGAUAACCCCGAGAAGCUUAAGCUGAUUGAUGCCAGCGCGGAUGUGUGGGUGACUCCCGAAGAAGUGGCGGAGGUGAUGCUAGCUCUUGUCCAGCAGGACGAGGUGAGCGAGAUCAUCGGAGACCGAUCGGGUCGAGGUCCAUUGUACAAGGUGUCGGGAGGGACAAUUUUGGAAUGCUCAAAGACAGUUCGGGCGGUAGGUCAGUUUAAUGAUCCAGGCCCCGGAGAUCGACCUGGCAAUACGGCCUCGGUGCAUCACCUCGCAGAGGAAGAGAGUUAUCAAGCCAUGGACCAGAAGGGUUGGGGAUUGCCAAAGCUGUAUGUUCGCUAUGUGUUGUGUGCCUUUUGUAUUCGACCCAUAAUCGCUCUUUGCAAAAUAAAUCAGAUGGAGGAGGCCGCUAUUGGGGUUGCUCCGCCCGGGCAACAUGGACGCAGACGGGGAGCGCGCAGACGAGCUGGCGAUGUUGUGGGGGAGGCCAGCUGGGCCAGCAGUGUCAUCAAUUUGGUUAAUACCAUUAUCGGCGCUGGUGUGCUUGCAAUGCCCCUAGCCAUCUCACACAUGGGAAUUUCCCUUGGAGUUUGUGUCGUUUUAUGGUCCGGGAUCACCGCAGGAUUCGGCCUUUACCUACAAUCGCUUUGCGCCCAAUAUCUAGACCGUGGCAGCGCCUCGUUCUUUGCACUGUCGCAAUUGACAUACCCUAAUGCUGCCGUUGUCUUCGACGGUGCGAUUGCGAUCAAAUGUUUUGGAGUCGGCGUGAGCUAUCUUAUCAUCAUUGGAGAUCUCAUGCCGGGAGUGGUGCAGGGCUUUGUCGGCAGCGAGCCAGGAUAUGACUUUUUGGUUGAUCGCCACUUCUGGGUAACUGCUUUCAUGUUGAUCGUGAUUCCUCUAUCCUACCUGCGCCGGUUAGACUCCUUGAAGUAUACAAGUAUCGCGGCCUUGGUCUCUAUGGCUUAUUUGGUCGUCUUGGUUGUGUAUAAUUUUGUCCUAGGAGACACAAAGGAGGAUCGAGGCCCCAUUCGCGUGGGUCAUUGGGCUGGCCCAAUCCCAACUCUCAGCAGUCUGCCAGUGAUUGUUUUCGCAUUUACUUGCCAUCAAAAUAUGUUCUCUAUUCUCAACGAAAUCAGCAACAACAGCCACUUCCGCACCACUGCGGUGGUCUUCGCUAGCACAGGCAGCGCAGCGGCAACCUACAUCCUGGUCGCUAUUACUGGGUACUUGUCUUUUGGCAACAAAGUCGGUGGAAACAUUGUCGGCAUGUACCCACCUGGCUUGUAUGCGACGAUCGGACGCGCCGCAAUCGUCAUGCUUGUAGUCUUUUCCUACCCGCUCCAGUGCCACCCCUGCCGAGCAUCGGUCGACGCCGUCUUGAAAUGGCGUCCUAGAGCUCAACCCAACGGCGCAGAGGGAUCACCCCACCGGCACCCGCUUUUGGGCCCCCGCGGUAAUCGCACGCCGGAGCCAAUGAGCGAUCUCCGCUUUUCCGUUAUCACGACUACUAUCCUAAUUCUCAGCUACCUUGUAGCUAUGACUGUGUCAUCGCUCGAAGCCGUAUUGGCCUACGUUGGCAGUACCGGUAGCACGAGCAUCAGCUUCAUUCUCCCGGGUCUGUUUUACUACAAGAUCUCCUCCCCAGACUCGCCCACACACCGCGGUCUGAUGAAAGAGGACGACGAGGCAGAGGACGACCUGUCAGACGAGGACGAUGGAGACGAAGGCGAGGGCUCCCUUUCCCGUUCUUUGACCGAGAGUGGUCUCCUGCUCCGUGGCUCUCGCCACUGGCGCAAGGCUCUUCUACGUCGCCUUAGUCUGGCGUUGGCCAUCUAUGGCUUCCUUGUCAUGGUUGUGUGUCUGAUCACAAACACUUUCUUCAAAACCUCGCAUUAA
Messenger RNA from Penicillium brevicompactum, 2514 nucleotides. RefSeq lists its product as uncharacterized. The transcript has 8 exons. Gene Ontology annotation, biological process: amino acid transmembrane transport. Gene Ontology annotation, molecular function: L-tyrosine transmembrane transporter activity; L-lysine transmembrane transporter activity; L-arginine transmembrane transporter activity. Gene Ontology annotation, cellular component: fungal-type vacuole membrane. Lineage: Eukaryota; Fungi; Ascomycota; Eurotiomycetes; Eurotiales; Aspergillaceae. The coding region runs from base 1 to 2514 and encodes 837 amino acids. The record is from RefSeq and is a predicted model, not a curated record.